Cyclocybe aegerita is the source of this 771-nucleotide messenger RNA. Lineage: Eukaryota; Fungi; Basidiomycota; Agaricomycetes; Agaricales; Hemipholiotaceae. The record is from the annotation of a GenBank genome assembly.
AUGGGCGCCUCAGAAGAACUGGAAUACCUCAAGUCUCUCGUCAGCCAACUGAACGAGAAGAUUGCGUCGCUCGAGACCAAGUCAAAGGCUCCUGCAGCCAAAUCUCCUGCUCAGCAGCUGCGGACGAUCCUCGUUGGUCCCCCUGGUGCUGGCAAAGGUACGCAAGCCCCGCGGAUACGUGACCAGUUCUGCGUAUGCCACCUGGCGACGGGCGACAUGCUGCGCGAGCAAGUGCAGAAGAAGACACCUCUGGGUGUUGAGGCAAAGAAGAUCAUGGAUACAGGAGGGCUCGUCUCGGACGACAUCAUGGUUGGCAUGAUCAAGGACCAGCUGGAAAAUAACAAGGACUGCAAGAACGGCUUCGUCCUCGACGGUUUCCCUCGCACCGUCCCUCAAGCCCAGAAGCUCGACGGCAUGCUAGAAGCACGUCGCGAGAAGCUCGACUCUGUCGUCCAGCUCCUCAUUGACGACCAACUCCUCAUCUCUCGCAUCACCGGUCGCCUGAUCCACGCACCCAGCGGACGCACCUACCAUCGCGAGUUCAACCCACCCAAAAAGACAGGACUUGACGAUGUCACCGGCGAGAAGCUGAUUCAACGUUCUGAUGAUAACGUCGAGGCCCUCACGAAGCGCCUCAAGACUUACCACUCGCAAACCGCCCCCGUUGUUGAUUACUACAAGGCCAAGGGCCUCUGGCACGGUGUUGACGCGGCUCAAUCGCCCAGCGUGGUUUGGGACAGCAUGCGUUCGAUAUUUGUUGGCAAGAAGUGA